CUCGGGACGUGCCUUCUCCCAGGCGUUGCCAUAGCGCAGCCAAUCAUCGGCCUCUUCAACCUUGAUAAUGACAUUGCGAGUGAAAAACACUCAUUAGCUGAACUUUGUGACAAGGAAUGUUGUUAAAUUCAUGCCAAGUGAUUUAAUUACGUUGGCUGCUCUGUGAUCAGCACGAAAGAAACACUGUCACCUGGUGGUAAAUCUUCACUUGAGUGCAAGCAAGGACGCAAGGACAAGAAGUGGGCAGUUUGCACCUCCGCUGCAGGGUCGGCUGGCGCGCGUGGCAUCCUCAACGGGGAAACUGGUGUGAAAGUUCUUCAGCUUUGCGAAACCUGAAUCUCAAAGUUUCAAGGAAUGGAGGCGCAACGCGCACUCUGCCCACCCAAGUGCUUUGAACGCUCAUGGAAAUCCUCCGUGGCAACGUUGACGCUUGUUGAUGGGGUGGGAAGCUCCAUUGGUCCACGACGACUGACCGCGCCCUCAACCCGGCCGAGCUACCUCGCCAACUGUUAGCAUCAAGUGUCAGGGGAGAGGCGGCCCCCCAAUGCUGAGGAUGAGGAGGAGGGGGAUGCUGCGGAGGAGAGGAAGCAUCUUUGUCUGCACGGAGCGGCUCCGGGCUUCCCUCGCUCUCGCUUUUUCCUCCACGUAUACAGCAGAUAAGAACGACCAUCACAACUCUGAAGAUUUAUAACGCUUCGUUUCCUACUGAUGCUUUUAUCUUACCUUGAUGCAGGGUCUUUUAUUUUUGCCUCUUCUUCUUUGGUGCUGUUUUUUUGGCCGGGCGGAAUACAAAAAAAAGCAACCCUUCGCUUGUGUGUAGGAUCGCCGGCUGAGGCACAGGAUGCUGUGCGGCUGAGAGGGCAAACUGCGCCACCUAGGCUCUGUGCCUAGUUGACGCAUUGAGAAUUGACUGGAGCCGCGCUGGAUGGAGGCCAAAGACGCUGGAUGGCGAAGACGAGGAAGCGCACGGUCUUGUGGCUCACUUGUGAUGCUUGUUGUCUUUCUGUCACGCGCCGAACGAUGGCCAAAAGAAUCCGGAUAGACAGUCAAGGCUAAAGAAAAACACUGCAUGUAAAAAUUGCUUUCUCGAUUGUCGGCCUCCGAAAGACACGAAGCUCUCUUUCCUUUCUCCUGUUGCGUUGGAUGCAUAUGCAUUAGCUUGUAGACGCUAACCAUCAUGGCCACGUGUCACAACAAAGCCCCCUGGUUAUUGUUUUUAGUUCAUUUGGUGCUAACAGGGAGAGCGUUGGAAUAUGAAGGCAUUCCGGGUCAGUGGACGCGCUAUGGACAGUGGGACGCCAAGGCGACGGCGGAACUCAGCUUCAUCCUGAAGACGAAUAUCAGCAAAGCUCUGGUGCUCUACCUAGACGAUGGCGGCGACUGCGACUUCCUGGAGCUCCUCGUAGCUGACGGGAGACUGCAGCUGCGCUUCGCCAUCCACUGCGCCGAGCCGGCCUCCCUCCACACGGAGACGCGCGUCAACGACCUGCGCUGGCACCGGGUUCUCCUCUCGCGGCACUACCGAGAGACCAAGCUUCUGGUGGACAAUGAGGAGAAGGCGGCCGAGGUCAAGUCCAAGAGGAAAGAGAUGGUGGUGGCCAGUGACCUCUACGUGGGCGGGAUCUCGCCCGACGUGCGCCUCUCCGCCCUGACGUCCAGCACCGUCAAAUAUGAGCCGCCGUUCGAAGGCCUGAUCGCGAAUUUGAAAGUGGGGGAAGCUCUGCCCGUGCUCUUGGACGGCCAAUCCGUCCACAGCGACAUGGACUACAUCUGCGAUGCGCACUCGCCGUGCAAUAACGGAGGCCUGUGCUCCGUCAGCCAGGGGGAGGUCCUGUGUGACUGCAUCAACACCAGCUACGUGGGGAGCUACUGCCACGAAGCAGGUGUCCAGAAAGAAGUAGAAGGUCUGGCGCACCUGAUGUUAAACCGCCAAGUCUUAAGCCAAGGCCAGGGGGAGUCGAUGGCCACCUUUAAAGGCAACGAGUACUUCAGCUACAACCUCUCUCAGACCCCCAUCCAGAGCAGCUUGGAUGAGAUCACGCUGUCCUUCCGCACGCUGCAAAGGAACGGCCUGCUGCUUCAUACGGGGAAGUCGGGAGAUUACGUCAACCUGUCGCUGAGGGAUGGAGCUCUAUGGCUGGUCAUCAACUUGGGCUCCGGUGCCUUCGAGGCCCUUGUGGAACCAGCCAGUGGAAAGUUCAAUGACGACAUCUGGCAUGAUGUCAGAGUGACCCGCAACCUCCGCCAGGUAACAAUCUUGGUGGACGGGAUCCUGACCACAACGGGUUACACCCAAGAGGACUACACCAUGCUGGGCUCUGACGACCUCUUCUACAUCGGAGGCAGCGUGGACACAGCUGAGCUGCCGGGCUCGCCAGUCAGCAACAACUUCAUGGGCUGCCUUAAAGACGUGGUCUACAAGAAUAAUGAAUUCCGACUGGAGCUGUCACGGCUGGCUGAGCAGCAGGACCCAAAAAUAAGUAUCCAUGGCGACUUGACGUUCAGCUGCGAGAGCGUGGAGGCCCUGGAGCCGGUCACCUUUGACACGCCGUCUGCCUACCUGACACUGCCCAGGUGGAACACAAAAAAGACAGGCACCAUAUCGCUGGACUUUCGCACCACGGAGCCCAGUGGUCUGCUGCUGUUCAGCCACGGCAGCCUGCUGGGGGCGGCGCCUGAGAGCAAACCCCGGGCCGACUUUUUUGCCAUCGAGCUGCUGGAUGGUUUCCUCUACCUGGUCAUGGACAUGGGCUCCGGCAGCAUCAAAAUGAAAGCCAGCAGCAAGCGGCUUGAUGAUGGCCAGUGGUGCCAUGUGGAUUUUCAAAGAAAAGGGCGCAAUGGCUUUAUUUCGGUAAACAGCAAAAGCAUCCCGUUUUCGGCCAACGAGGGCAGCGAGAUCCUUGACCUCGACGGGGACAUGUAUCUGGGCGGUCUUCCCGACGACCGCCAUGGUCUCAUCCUCCCUCCGGAGGUGUGGAGCGCCUCUCUGGGCCUGGGCUACGUGGGCUGCGUGCGGGACCUCUUCAUUGACGGCCAGAGUCGCAACCUGUGGAGGCUGAGCGAGGUUCAGGGCGCCGUCGGUGUCAGCAGCCUGUGCACCAGGGAGACUCAUGUGAGGUGCGGCCGAGACACGUGUGCCAACGGGGGCCACUGCAAGGAGGGCUGGAACCGACACAUUUGCGACUGUAAUGGCACCGGCUACCUGGGGCCCAACUGUGAGAAAGACGCCACGGUGGUGAGCUACGACGGCAGCAUGUACCUGAAGGUGAUGCUUCAGAGGACGCUGCACACGGAGGCCGAGGACGUGUCCCUGCGUUUCAUGUCCCAGAGGGCCUUUGGGCUGCUGGUGGCCACCACGUCUCAGCAGUCAGCGGACACCCUGCGCGUGGAGCUGGACGCGGGCCGACUCAAGCUGACGGUCAACUUGGAUUGUAUCAGGAUAGACUGUAAUCUCAGCAAAGGACCCGAGGUACUCCUGCUGGGCGACAAGCUGAAUGACAAUGAGUGGCACGCGGUAAAGGUGGUGCGCCGGGGGAAACAUUUGCAGCUCUCCGUGGACAACGUCACCGCAGAAGGCUUCAUGAGCGGCGCUCACACCCGCUUGGAGUUGAACAACAUCGAGACGGGCAUCAUGACCGAGCGCCGGUUCACCUCGGUCAUCCCUUCCAAUUUCAUCGGCCACCUGCAGGCCCUCUCCUUCAACGGGAUGCUCUACCUGGACCAGUGCAAGAACGGCGACAUCUCCUACUGCGAGCUGAACGCGCGCUUCGGCAUGAGGCACAUCGUGGCGAACCCUGUGACCUUCCUGACCCAGGCCAGCUACUUGGCCUUCUCCACCUUGCAAGCCUACGCCUCCAUGCACCUGUUCUUCCAGUUUAAGACCACCAGUCCUGACGGGCUCAUACUGUACAACUCCGGGGACGGGAGUGACUUCAUUGUGGUCGAGCUGGUCAAAGGGUUCAUCCAUUACGUCUUUGACUUGGGAAACGGCCCGUCGCUGAUGAAAGGAAACUCGGACAAGCCGCUCAAUGACAACCAUUGGCACAACGUGGUCAUCUCCCGUGACAACAAUAACGUGCACACGCUUAAGAUCGACGUCCGUACCGUCACCCAGCACGCCAACGGAGCUCGUAACCUGGAUUUGAAGGGGGAGCUGUACAUCGGAGGUGUCGGGAAGAGCAUGUACAGCAGCCUGCCUCGACUAAUAGCGUCCCGCGAAGGUUACAAGGGCUGCCUGGCAUCGGUGGACUUGAACGGAAGACUCCCCGAUCUGUUGGCAGACGCCCUUCAGAAGGUGGGCGAGGUGGAUCACGGCUGCGGAGGUCCCAGCACCACCUGCACGGAGGACUCGUGCCACCACCAGGGAGUGUGUCUGCAGCUCUGGGAGGGCUUCUCCUGCGACUGCACCAUGACGACCUACAAGGGGCCGUUCUGCAGUGACCCUGGAACGACGUACAUCUUUGGGAAAGGAGGUGCUCUCAUUACGUUCACCUGGGCACCCAACGAGCGGCCGAGCACCCGGGCCGACCGGCUCGCCGUGGGCUUCAGCAGCCUGCAGAAGGACGCCAUCUUGGUGCGUGUGGAAAGCACGCACGGGCUCGGAGACUAUCUUCAGCUGCACAUAAACCAAGGCAAAAUCGGCGUCAUCUUCAACGUGGGGACCGAUGACAUCACCAUCGACGAGCCGGCUGUCAUGGUGAAUGACGGCAAGUACCACGUUGUACGCUUCACACGCAGCGGUGGCAAUGCCACGCUCCAGGUGGACAACUAUCCGGUCAUUGAGCGAUACCCUCCAGGACACUAUGAUAAUGAGCGACUGGCUAUUGCUAGGCAAAGAAUCCCGUACAGACUCGGUCGGGUAGUUGACGAGUGGCUACUCGAUAAAGGAAGACAGCUGACCAUCUUUAACAGCCAAGCCGCCAUUAAAAUCGGCGGCCAGGACAAGGGCCGGCCCUUCCAGGGUCAGAUUUCUGGCCUCUACUACAACGGGCUGCAGGUGCUCAAACUGGCGGCGGAGAACGACCCCAGCGUCCAGGUGGAGGGCAACCUCCGUCUGGUGGGCGACGCGCUCUCCGUGCUGACCACCGACACCACCUCGGCGACCCCGCUGGCCGUGUCCGACAUGUCCACCACCAUCAUGGAGACCACCACCACCAUGGCGACCACCACCACCCGCAGGCAGCGCUCACCCAGCUUGAGGGACAGCAUCUCUCAGCCGCAGAACUCGGAUGAUAUUCUGGUGGCGUCAGCCGAGUGUCCAAGUGAUGAUGAAGACCUUGAAGAGUGUGAACCGGGAACAGGAGGUGAAUUAGUGUUGCCUAUUAUAACAGUGGAUUCCCUUGAGCCCCCAUCCAUCGCCACCCGUUACCCCGUCAUCCCUCCUCCCCCUACCCUCUUGUCCCCCCUCGAAACCACCAAAGAGUCUGUGAUAGUCCCUCCUCACCCUUCCUGCCCCCCAGACCAGGAGGACUGUGGUGACACCGUGGAGGUCUCGGCCUUCGGCUCCGGAGAGAUGACGGAAUCUGAUGACGAGGACUUUUACAAUAAUAACAACUCCCCGUUGGUCACUGACAGGACAGUCCUUCCGCCACCUCCCGCCGCCGGUGAGGGCGGAGUUCAGAAACCCCGCCCCUUACCCCCUUAUGUUCCCACCACCAACCCCGACCAGCUCCACAUCCCCGCGGGCAAAAUGAACACCCGAGACCAGGUGCUUCUGCCCCCUGCUCCUCCAUCCUCCCGAAACACACCGGGACUAACUUACCCCCCCAAUUUUCCCCAUGUGCCCACAGCCGACCCCACAGCCUCCGAUGAAAAGAUCCAACCGGGCGCCGUGGAGGUGAUCAGGGAGUCCAGUAGCACCACGGGCAUGGUGGUUGGUAUCGUGGCUGCUGCUGCUCUCUGCAUUCUAAUCCUCCUCUAUGCCAUGUACAAGUACCGCAACCGGGAUGAGGGCUCCUACCAGACAGACCAGGGCCACAAUUUUGCCAACAAUUUUGCAGUGGAAGGCAACGGAGCGGUGGUUAAGGACAAAAGCACAGCGACGGCCUCGGCGGCCAAGGCAAUCACGAAGGGCAAAAAGAACAAGGACAAAGAAUAUUACGUAUGAGUAGGCGGGCGAGGACUGAGAGGAUGUGAGGGUGCUCCACUUUCAAAUCACCACUAUUUUUUUUUUUUUUUUUUAAUUCUGGUUGGAAGUCAGACAUUUCACAGGUAACUAAAGGCAACUGUCAAAUGCAGACUGCAGUGAACACGAACAUUUCCCUCACAGUUGCACAGCUACCACAACGCUGUCAUCCAUCAUCCACUUCUUGUAAGUGCUUCAUUUUUAAGUAUUAACAACCUCGAGAGAGUCAUAUCCAGUGUUGCUUUGUAUAUAGCACGGAUAUGAUGCGGUGAAAGGACCCGGGGGUUGAGUUUCCUCAGUGUUUUCUUCUUUGUAAUCUCUGUCUCAAGUGUCGAAGUUCUCCAUUAUGACAGAGUGGCUGCAGAGCGGGAACACAGAUGCUGUUAAAAUGACUGGUUGUCUGAUGUUUAAAAAAAAAAAAAAACAACUUUUAAUGGACUUUGAAAUAUGUUCUAAAGGGAAACUGGUUUUGGAAUCUGCCCUUAAAAAAA
This is a messenger RNA of Hippocampus comes (tiger tail seahorse), 6615 nucleotides long. RefSeq names its product neurexin-2-like. Lineage: Eukaryota; Metazoa; Chordata; Actinopteri; Syngnathiformes; Syngnathidae. The transcript has 25 exons. The coding region runs from base 1178 to 6106 and encodes 1642 amino acids. The record is from RefSeq and is a predicted model, not a curated record.